UUCCUCCGGAGGUGGUGGGCGGUGGAUCUGGUGCUCCAACGUCUCAGCCGGAAAAGCGUUACCAUGGAAACUGGCGAAGUUGACACACAGCCAACCACUCCCAGCGCGAAGAAAACUCAGCUGAGGCCAAAAUGGAGCAAUGGCCUUGAGGGAAAACUAGCUCUGAUGGCCUCGAUGGUAACACCAUUUGAAGACUUCGCCAUGGCUUCAAACAUGUACUUUAUGGGCGGUGGGUUGAUCUUUAUACCACUGUAUCUAUUUUUCCUGGCUCUGAUUGGCGUGCCAAUGCUUCUAUUGGAGGUGGGAGUUGGACAGUUUUCCGGACGAGGAACAUGGUGCGCCUGGAACAUAGCUCCGCUGUUCAAAGGUAUUGGCUACCUGGUCACCAUCAUCAACGGCCAUGCCGCAAUUACGACAUUCUGGCAUCUGAUGGCCCAGUUCGUCUUUUGUUACGACCUGGCCUACCUUGGACCUGAAAAAGCCUCAGUCUUUGCCCACUGCGAGAAUUUGACAGAAAAUGCUCUGGAGGGAGACUAUGGAGAUAUUUACAUGAAUGUCACGUAUGAUGAAUAUGGAAUGGUCUCCACGCCCCGCUGUGAAGCGAAGACGAUUUUCGCGUAAGUGCUAUGUCCUGGGG
Amphibalanus amphitrite is the source of this 637-nucleotide messenger RNA. RefSeq names its product sodium-dependent proline transporter-like. Gene Ontology annotation, biological process: sodium ion transmembrane transport. The transcript has 4 exons. NCBI's taxonomy places the organism in Eukaryota, Metazoa, Arthropoda, Thecostraca, Balanomorpha, Balanidae. The record is from RefSeq and is a predicted model, not a curated record. Gene Ontology annotation, cellular component: membrane. The coding region runs from base 64 to 621 and encodes 185 amino acids.